UGUCCGCGAGUGAAUCUUUUCGCUGGCGCACUCCAACGGGAAUUAAGUCCAUUACGUUUUUUAGCAGAGCAGCGGGCGCAUCUGGAUGCAAAUAGUUUUCCAGUGUGAGCAGAGAACCAGACGGACCAGCAGGACUGGAUAAGCGCACAGCCACAGGGGGCGCUAUGAAUAGCUGAGAGCCCCGCCUCUCCCCCCCUCCCCCCUCACGCAGUGGGACAGGCAUCCCCGUGGAUGGUGUUCUCCCCACACACCCUCCUCGCCAGAACAGCCACUCCCUCUCCCCUGCCCUCCCAGAGUGACCCGAGAGCCAACAGCCACAGAAAUGAGUUCCCACAGUCACCCAGAUGGCCUUCCCAGCAAAGAGCAGCCAGUGGAGCUUCUGAAGCCAUCUGGACUCAACCACAUUCCCUCUGUUGAUGUGAGCGCGGCGCUGCCCCUGUCUCUGCCCCCGGCCGCCAUCCCAAUGGACCUGCGUGUGGACCCGCAGCACGUGGCGCCACCUCAGGCUCCCGCGGCCCCGGCCGACGCCUGCCAGCGAGAGCAGCAGCUGCAGCAUGAGCUGCUCGCGCUCAAACACCGGCAGCAGAUCCAGCGGCAGCUGCUCAUCGCCGAGUUCCAGCGGCAGCACGAGCAGUUGUCCCGCCAGCACGAGGCGCAGCUCCAGGAGCACAUCAAGCACCAGCAGGAGCUGUUAGCUCUAAAGCACCAGCAGGAGCUGUUGGAGCACCAGCGGAAGUUGGAGCGCCACCGGCGGGAGCAGGAGCUGGAGAAGCAGCAGCGUGAAGAGAAACUGCGGCAGCUCAAGAACAAGGAGCGCGGCCAGGAGAGUGCGGUAGCGAGCACGGAGGUGAAGAUGCGUCUGCAGGAGUUUGUGCUGAACAAGAAGAAAGCACUGGCCCAGCGGAGCCUGAACCACUGCAUGCCCAGCGACCCGCGCUACUGGUACGGGAAAACCCAGCACAGUUCACUGGACCAGAGUUCUCCACCGCAGACAGGGAUGUCCACCUACAACAACCCAGUCCUGGGUCUGUACGACACCAAAGACGACUUCCCCCUGCGCAAGACAGCGUCCGAGCCCAACCUAAAGCUGCGCUCCCGCCUCAAGCAGAAGGUGACAGAGAGGCGGAGCAGCCCGCUCCUCCGCAGGAGGGACGGUCCUGUUGCCACGGCGAAGAAGCGCUCGCUCGACAUGACGGAGUCGGCCUGCAGCAGCGCGCCCGGCUCGGGGCCCAGCUCGCCCAACAACAGCUCCAGCAACAUCGCCAAUGAGAACGGCCUGGCCGGCUCCACCUCCAACAGCCCCCUGGAGCCAUCUCUGGCACACCGACUUGCGGGCAGAGAGGGACCGGUUAGCCAGCUCUCUCUCUACACCUCCCCCUCCCUCCCCAACAUCACCCUGGGCCUGCCAGCCUCGGGCUCCUCCAGCCAGGUGGCGUCCGGCCAGCAGGAAGGUGAGCGGCUGUCUCUGGCGGGCCUGCAGCCUGGACUGCCCAUCUCCAACCCCUUUAUCGCUGGCUCCCACCUGUCCUCCUACCUGACCGCCUCCACCUUGGAACGGGAAGGAGGCUCCGCCCACAACCCCCUCCUGCAGCACAUGGCCCUGCUGGAGCAGUCGGCCCCCCAGAACCCCUUGGUGUCAGGUCUAGGUUCCCUGCCCCUGCAGUCCCCCUCGAUCCAUAAGCUGCGUGCGCACCGGCCGCUGGGCCGCACACAGUCGGCGCCGCUGCCCCAGAACGCCCACGCCCUCCAGCAGCUGGUGGUACAGCAGCAACACCAGCAGUUCCUGGAGAAGCACAAACAGCAAUUCCAGCAACAGCAGCUGCACAUGAGCAAGAUAAUGGCCAAACCCAGCGAGCCCAGCCGGCAGCACGAGAGCCACCCGGAGGAGACGGAGGAGGAGUUGCGGGAGCACCAGGCCGGGGCCGAGGGUCCGCCCCGCGCCGUGGCCAUCAAACAGGAGCCGCCCGACGACCUGGAGGAGGAGCUGCAGCAGAGGGCGAGACAGGCCGAGCAGGAGCUCCUCUUCAGGCAGCAGGCUCUCCUCCUGGAGCAGCAGAGGAUCCACCAGCUGCGGAACUACCAGGCAUCGAUGGAGGCGGCCGGCCUGUCCGUCACCUUCCCGGGGCACCGCCCCCUGUCCAGAGCGCAGUCGUCUCCGGCCUCUGCCACGUUCCCAAUCGUGGUGCAGGAGACGCCGGCCAAGCCGCGCUUCACCACAGGGCUGGUGUAUGACACCCUCAUGCAGAAGCACCAGUGUAUGUGUGGGAACACCAACACGCAUCCAGAACAUGCCGGCCGCAUCCAAAGCAUCUGGUCCCGGCUUCAAGAGACCGGCCUGCGUAGCAAGUGUGAGUGUAUCCGGGGCAGAAAGGCCACGCUGGAGGAGUUGCAGACUGUCCACACAGAAGCUCACGUACUGCUGUAUGGAACCAACCCACUGAGACAGAGAUUAGACAACUCUGUGACACCCAUGUUCGUGAGGUUACCCUGCGGGGGCAUUGGGGUGGACAGUGACACUAUUUGGAACGAGGUCCACUCGUCCAGCGCGGCUCGCUUGGCUGUCGGCUCCGUGGUGGAGCUGGUGUUUAAGGUGGCGUCUGGAGAGCUGAAGAAUGGCUUUGCCGUGGUGCGACCUCCUGGACACCACGCAGAGGAGAGCACACCCAUGGGAUUCUGCUAUUUCAACUCGGUGGCCAUCGCAGCCAAGCUCCUGCAGCAGCGGCUGAACGUCAGCAAGAUCCUGAUAGUGGAUUGGGAUGUUCACCAUGGCAACGGAACCCAACAGGCCUUCUACAAUGACCCCAAUGUGCUGUACCUGUCACUGCAUCGCUAUGACGAUGGGAACUUCUUCCCCGGCAGCGGAGCCCCCGAUGAGGUUGGCUCGGGCCCUGGCCUGGGCUUCAAUGUCAACAUGGCCUUCACUGGUGGCCUGGAUCCCCCCAUGGGCGACGCGGAGUAUCUGGCUGCCUUCAGGACGGUGGUGAUGCCCAUCGCUAACGAGUUUGCCCCUGAUGUCGUGCUCGUGUCCUCGGGCUUUGACGCCGUGGAGGGCCACCCAUCGCCGCUGGGGGGAUACAGACUCACGGCCAAGUGUUUUGGCUACCUGACCAAGCAGCUGAUGGCCCUUGCCGGCGGCCGCGUGGUGCUCGCUCUGGAGGGGGGUCACGACCUAACAGCCAUUUGUGAUGCGUCUGAAGCAUGUGUUUCUGCUUUGCUGGGAAACGAGCUGGAGCCGCUUCCUGAGGAGGUUCUGCAGCAAAGACCCAAUCUCAACGCUGUGCGCUCCAUAGAGAAGGUUCUGGAAGCCCACGGUAAGUACUGGCGUUGUCUGCAGCGCAGUGGCUCUACGCUGGGCUACUCUCUGAUCGAAGCUCAGAAGUGUGAGAGCGAGGAGGCCGAGACUGUGACUGCCAUGGCCUCUCUGUCUGUGGCCGCCAAACACAUGGGGAAGAGGUCAGAAGAGGAGCCAAUGGAGGAGGAGCCACCAUUGUAGAAGCGGUCCAGCCAUGACCUCGGUGACCUCCUUGGCCUGCUAGCGUCUGUGUCGGCAGCGCAGACCCUCGCUCUGCCCUCACCGUCCGUUUCAUUUUCGGCCUCUCCCUGGUCACCGCCUCCGUCCUUGGCGGGCACGGCAUUACAGCGCGGCCCGGGCAGCGAAACGGACCGCAGACACCCUCCGCAAUCCUCCAAGCACUCCAGUGAAAGACGCCCCCCCCCACCAUGCUACUUGAGUGGGGUGCGUCUUGACCAAGCCUGUGCCCAGCCAUCCGUGGAGGCCUCUGCUUUCAGGAGGGACCUUGACCUGCGACCCACGUGCAGAUCCCAGAGCUGGUGCUUUCGGAAUAUCAAACUCUUCUUUUCAUGGCCACUAACGUCCGCACGGUUCCAGCUGUGGGCUUUUUGUCUGAAAUCCAUCAUGGCUGGGUACUUUUCUACGUCUAAUACUUCUCUCUUUAUUCAGUUGUUUGCAUCUACUUGUUUCACAUUUUCUCGAGGGGGGAGGAAAGGUGAAUGACGCUGCAUCAUUCCGAAUUGGGAACAUUUUUUUGAAAGUGACUUCUGGAUGCUGUAGGGAGGGUGGAGAGGAGGGAGCAGGGCGAGGGGAAGCUGGAGAACUCGGCGGAUGCUUUGUGUGGACGAUAGCUGGUGAAGCAGCCCUUCUGGAGCCCCUCUGACACACCCCAGAGAGAGUUGCCAAGUGCUUGUGCCUUUUUGCAUCUUUUUGUUUAGUUUGGGGGGGGGGGGUUAUUUUUUUUGUUGUUGUUUGGUUUUCAUUUUUCUUUGAAGAGCUGGUGGAUUUAAUGAUGAUUUGAGAAGAACAUUGCCUUAAACUUGUCGUAUAAAGGGAAGGCCGUCGGGGCCCCCCGACCCUCCUCUGUGUUUCUUUGUCCAGCAGUGGUAUGGCUGGAGGCCCCAUGGCCAUGAAGCCCUGUGCAUGUUUACCAGGAACGUCCUGCAGAUUUCUGUGCGUCACACACAUUAGCAUCGUUUUAUUGUUCUUUUUUUCCUGCUUCAGUUUCUUUUCCCUCUUUUUCUAUACUUGCUUUGGACUCUCCGCACUGUCGGUAUCUCGCUUUGAAAUGACUCGUAAGGUGGUCGUCGGUCGUGCACGGGCAAACCGUCGGAGCAGUUUUCAGUAGAACUCUGCUUGUGCUUUUUUAGAGAGCAAGUGCAGCCUAAUGUAGCUACUUGUUCAUAGUCUCUGACCAAAUCUCCAUUCUCACCUCUAGCAUGCACUGUUACUGAUCAGCUUACCUUGGACCAGUUUGAAUGCUGUAGUUGUAGAAGAAAAAAACACUGAAAGCAUGAGAUCUAACCAGUAGUUCAGUGGCACUAGCUGCAGGCAUAUAAAAUAGGUUAAGAUGUUUUUCUUCUUGCUGAAUUUUGUGGUUUAUAAGAAAAGUUAAAUGAGUAUUUGUUUUGUUUUGUUUUUUUUUUCCAUGUAUUUCUCACAGAACAUGUUAAGACUUUUUAUAGUUCUGAAUGUCAUAGUGGUCAGAUUAAAUCACAGAUGAGAGUGCUAGCUAAUCAACAGAAUAUCCUUCUCAGUAGAUGGUCAGUCUUUUUUUUAUUUUAUUGGCACCUUUAAAAUUGUAGGACAAGGGCUGCAAACCAAUUUUAAUAUCUACCACUGAGCCUUCGAACGUGCCAGCAGGUGAGAUUCAGUGCUGGUGUCCAGUUUCAUGGUUCUGCCAUCAGGCCUCUGCACUAGCGGCAACGCAGCCGAACGUGCUGUGGUGGGGCAGGGCUGGGCUGAGCUGUGGGUGCGGGUGGGUGCGCUCCACAAUCCAGGAAGUAAUCGGACAACCAGCCUCCACCCAGACAACCACGGCAAAAACCCUGGAGUCUUCAGGGGCACUCUGGCAGUCUGCGUAAGCAUGGCUAGCUAAGCGCAUAGGCCUGGAGCAGCGUACCCUGCGUGCCGGACCGUGUGUGCAUCUCAAUGUUCUGUGUACGUGUAUAUACACAAGCAUGCUCGCAGGUCGUCCUCCUGACCCGACGUUCCAUUCCAGUCGUGGACUGGUUCUGAUUGUAGAUGCUCUUACAUGUUUGAAAACCCCCGACUCAUGUUCUGCCUCUUGGCAACUGCCUUUGAUAUUGUUUCUACGAACAUUUGAUUUUUUUUUUUUCUUCUGUAUAUUAUUAUUAUAAGGCAUGUUGUGCUUUUUCUUAUGGUCUUAUUGUACCAAUGCCCUGUACCACAUGACUAUUCUACAUUGCAAGUUUCUUUGAUGUCUGCUUUUCUUUUGUAUAUUUUUUUUUUCUUGUCUCAAACUUCAUACUUCUUUUGUUGUACUGUUUUUGAUUAGUUAGUUGUUUCCCCCUGUUACACUCUGUACAGUUAAUGAUGUUGAUUUACAUGCAUUAAGCUCUUAAGCCCAUAGCCUUUCCCACACUCUCUGGGCUUUGCUGGUUUUCUUGGGAGGGUGAAUUUGGUUUCUACUUUGUAUAAUAUUUCCAACAAUUGUGUAUUUACUAUAUGUUCUGUUCAUAAUAGAUUUAUAUAUGACAAAAUCUAUAUAUAAAUAU
Electrophorus electricus (electric eel) is the source of this 6030-nucleotide messenger RNA. It is a transcript of the gene hdac4, whose product is annotated as histone deacetylase 4. The record is from RefSeq and is a predicted model, not a curated record. NCBI's taxonomy places the organism in Eukaryota, Metazoa, Chordata, Actinopteri, Gymnotiformes, Gymnotidae. Gene Ontology annotation, biological process: negative regulation of transcription by RNA polymerase II. Gene Ontology annotation, molecular function: histone deacetylase activity.